AUGACUGGGUGGACUCCUGGAUCGGGUGAGACUGCGAGACAUCAAACAGAAAACACGCCCGCUAACCCAUUCUACAGCUACACAAAGCCAGACUUCGCAUGGGACAAAUUGUAUGCUCCGUUCAAAGAACAAGGGAGUGAUUGCUUCCUCAUCGUUGCUCCUGGCGGUAUAACAAUGGUCGUCGCGGACCGAGAGGCCAUCAGUCAAAUCACAAGCCGCAGAGACGCCUUCCCGAAGCCGGUGCAUUUCUAUUCUGGCAUCGAUCAAUUCGGCAAGAAUGUGGUAUCAUCCGAAGGCAGCUACUGGAGACAUCAUCGCAAGAUCACCAGUCCACCGUUUAACGAAAAGAACAAUAGUCUCGUCUGGCAGGAGUCGCUUCAUCAGGCUCAAAGCAUGAUGUCCGGAUGGCUGAGCCGUGACAGCAUAACCACUGGGCCUUUGAAGGACAUCGCAUCACAGGCUAUGCGACUCUCCUUGCAUGUGAUCAGUGCCGCCGGGUUUGGUGUCCGUCUGCAAUGGCCGCAUGAACUGGAAGAUAGCGAUAUUCCCGAAGGUCACACAAUGAGCUACAAGGAUGCCCUGUCCACACUGCUGGAGAAUCUGAUCGUGGUGAUGCUGACACCCAAGUGGAUCCUUCGCAACUCGCCUUUGAAGCUCCACAAGGUGGCGAACGAAUGCUACGUGGAAUGGUACAAAUACAUGCGAGAGAUGUACGUCGAGAAGCGUGAGCAGGUUGAGUCUGGUCAAGAUACUGGUGGUAUGGACCUGAUGGGAGCCUUGGUGAAGGGCGCUGGCGUCACAGCGAAGUCUGCGGACGAUGAGAAGAAUGCCGAUCCAGAAAAAGCGGCAGGAAAACCAAAGAAUCAAUUGUUGACGGACGAAGAGAUUCUUGGCAAUGCCUUUGUCUUCAUCUUGGCUGGUCACGAAACGGCAGCCAACACUAUCCACUUCUCUAUCUUGCUUCUGGCGAUGCAUUGGGGCAGCCAGAAGCACCUUCAGGAUGAUCUGGACUCGAUUCUAGGCGACAAACCGAUCUCCGAAUGGGAUUACGACAACGACAUGCCCAGACUCUUUGGCAGCAUGUGUGGCGCAGUGAUGAACGAAGAGCUCCGUUUAAUACCGCCAGUCGUUGGCAUCCCAAAAUCGACAUUGCCAGGCAAACCACAAGGCAUGCAGUUGAACGGUCAACCCAUCACCGUACCAGGAGGCUGUACCAUCACACUUGACACGGUCGCGCUGCACCGGAACCCGAAGUACUGGCCACACGAGAAUGAAGAGGAUCUGCUUGAAUUUAGGCCCGAACGAUGGAUACUCGAUCAAAGCAAACCAAAUGCCAACACGGACGACAACACGUACGCAGAGGAAGAAGGUCUGGACUUCGAGGGUCCCGACAAGCGGCCAGAUACUGCUGCAUCGCUCUUCCGACCGCUCAAGGACUCCUACGUGCCUUUCAGCUCCGGAUACCGAUCUUGUCUCGGACGCCGCUUCGCUCAGGUGGAGAUCUUAGCUGUCCUUGCCGUGAUCUUUAAGACGUGGUCGGUUGAGCUCGAUGUGCGCGACUUCAUGUCAGAUGAGGAGGUUGCAACAGCGAGCGACGAGCAGAAGCGGGAAGCGUGGAACAAGGCUGACGCUCGCGCUCGCGAUCUGCUGCGUAAUGGCAUGAUGACUAUUAUAACGAUUCAGAUGCGGAAGGAUAAGGUGCCGAUGAGGUUCGUUAAGCGUGGGCAUGAGAGGUUCAAGUUUGGUUGA
This is a messenger RNA of Saxophila tyrrhenica, 1749 nucleotides long. RefSeq lists its product as uncharacterized. The coding region runs from base 1 to 1749 and encodes 582 amino acids. The transcript has 2 exons. Gene Ontology annotation, molecular function: heme binding; iron ion binding; monooxygenase activity. Lineage: Eukaryota; Fungi; Ascomycota; Dothideomycetes; Mycosphaerellales; Extremaceae. The record is from RefSeq and is a predicted model, not a curated record.